This is a messenger RNA of Penicillium pulvis, 2979 nucleotides long. RefSeq lists its product as uncharacterized. The record is from RefSeq and is a predicted model, not a curated record. The transcript has 2 exons. The coding region runs from base 1 to 2979 and encodes 992 amino acids. NCBI's taxonomy places the organism in Eukaryota, Fungi, Ascomycota, Eurotiomycetes, Eurotiales, Aspergillaceae.
AUGCCACGCUCAUCUGCUGCGGGUAGGAAGAACCAGAGCAAUCGACACGAGAAUGGCCUCGUCGGCCCCGGCAAGAAAGUAACCAAACAGAAAUCCAGUAGCCACCUCAACGGCUCGCCUGCCAACGGCGCCGCUUCCGCGGCUGCCUCCGCGCCUCUCGACCUGGCCGCCAAUCGUUCCACAAGCGAUACCGCGGUAACCUCUUCAGUAGCCGGCGUCAAGGGUGCGGAUGGGUCGAAGACGGAUAGCAAUGGCCGUAUGAUGGCGAAUGGGCAUAGCAAGGGUGUGGAUAUGGCAUCGGGCCAGGCUAACGGUGUUGUGCCGCAGAAUGGUGGCAUGACAGGCACGGCUUCUCGCAUUGGCUCCGGAAAACGAUCUGGGUCAAACGCUUCAAUCAACCCGCUUCAACUCGCGUCCACCAUCCUCAAAUCCUGCCCCAUGUACGACACUAUCGCCAUUUUGAUUUUUCUGCUACAACUCCCGCCGAUGGUCCUUACGCUCGUUCAGUUCUUGUUCGCAUCCUUGACCUUCAUGCCUCCCAGUGGCGCUGCCGCCGGAUCUCUGUCUGCAAACUUCGACAUUUUUCAGGGUCCCGCUGGUACACCAUCUCUAGGGACGAUGAUGGCCAUGGAUACGUUCUGUCUUCUCUUCUGGGGUCUCUUUAUGUGGACUUGGGCUCAGAAUUUCGCAAUCGAUCUCGCCCAUGUCCAGGUCGCCAUUACGCUAGGCGGCGGAGGAUCCGGAAAGAACGGCGGGGUCAAUGGUUUCUGCGUUGGAAUUGUUCUGCUUCUUCAUAUCAUUCGCAGCAAGGGCAUUCAAGAUUUUGUGAUGGGACACCUCGUUUCCGCCAAAUUCAUCAGUCCGGAUCUGCUUUCUCAAUUCUCGAGUCUCCUUCCCGCCGAAUUCCGACGUACCGAAGCAUCAACGUCUCCGAGUUGGCUAAGGAGUCUUCUCGCCGUACAUAUAUUAGCACAAGCGGGGACGGCCAUGGCACGACGUUCGAUGGCGAAGAAUCGGGCUCCUGCACCUUCGAGGAGUGGUAAACGCGGGGAUACGGAGGCUUCUGCGGGCUCGCAGGGUCAGCCGGACUCUGCACUCGAGUCGGCUGCUAGUCUUUCUACUUCUCUUGUGGGACCAGAUGGCCAAUUUGUCAAAGAUGGCAAGGAUCGUUUAACUUCAGCCAAGAAACGCAGGAGGCAAGCCAACCAAGUUCGAAGUCGCCAACCGUUUUGGGCCGCUCUCGCCAGUACAAAGGUCACCAUCAUGCGAGAAUACGAGCACUCACGAGCAUCUUCAAAAACGACGUGUGGUAUGACAAUGACCGAGGAGGAUCUGCAAGGUGUUUCACUGGAUGAUGGAUUGGUAUGGAUUACGGAUGUGGAUAGUUCUUCGAUCAAGUUUGCCGCCGGCGAUCUCAGCGAUGAUGGCUCUAGUGAAGUUGAACGCUUAGAAGGUGAUGUGGAGCCGUUUUACGUUUGCGUGAACGGGGCUCUUUGGGCUACUGCAACCAUUGUUAGGGUGUCAGAUUCCUCAAAGGGGCCAAGCAUGGUACAAUGGCGGGGCGAAGUCUCCGGUCUUGCCCCCAAUUGUGCUUAUACGUGCUCCUUUGUGCGCAGCGAUACUGACGAGGAAAUAUGCGUCAUGAGCGUCAAAACACCUGCGACAGCUGAUGCCGAACAAGCUGUUUCAGCAGUACCGACACCCCCACAGCCACUCUAUAGACCUUCCUCUCCUUCGACGACGCUGAAGAAUUCCAUCAACAAUGCCGAGGCCAAAUUGAACGAGAAGCGUUCGCGAUUGAAAAAGACAAAGAAUGAUCACAAGCUUCUCAUUUCGAGAAUUCGAAAGGAGCUAGACAAUUACAACAAUCGCUUGCAAAGCGGUACCGAUGAGAACAAACAAAAGCAGCGCUCACUUCAACUGGAGCGAAACAUUCGACAAACGGAGGAAGCCACCACGGCGCUCGAAGUACAAUUAGACAGCAUGGAGAACAUUCCAGAGGAAGAAGUGGAGCAGUGGAAUGCGCAAAAGGCCGACUUUGAUCGGGAACUGGAGCGGUUUAACCAGGCAAAGGAGGAGUUACAGGAGGCCCGCCUUGCUGCAGCCCAGCAGGUUUCGUCGCUGGAGCAAGAACUGAAUAUGACUAUCCAGAAGCGGGAGCGUCUUCAGGGUCGCCGGACUCGCGUCAAUGAGCAGUACGAGCGCAUAAUCUCUGCCAAUGCCCAAGGAUUGAAUGAGCGCGAACGUCGCGCUGCUGAGCAGUUUGCUCGGGAGCAAGAUCAAGCCAAGAUGGAGAUAAGUUUCCAUGAGCAAUUCGCGAGCAUUAGCCAAUCUGUGCAAGAUUUUCAACUGCGUACCGGUCAGCUUUGGCAGCAGGCAUCUGCGAUCGAGCAGUCUAUCCAACAGCAACAGCAACAGAUGCUUAUGGACUCUGGUCCCCUUACUCCCGAGGGUAAUCUGCCAGGAACAAAUCCUCUGGCUGAGAUAAACACGUCUACUGCAAAUGGUCCCAAUGGCCGCUCGCUGUUGGCACUCAGCUUUCCUCCAGCCAGGUCUAGUCCUCUGCAGGCUUCCUCACCAGUUCAUGCUACAUCUUCGCACCCGACCAGCCCUGUACAAGACGCAUUCAUGUCCCAGUUCCCGACUUCUCCGUUCGGCAAUGGAAAUUCGUACUUCGGAUCUGAAAUCAAUAAUCGAGACCGCUCGUUCUCGAACCGUUCUACCCGCAGCAGCUUGUAUGGCUCGGAGUUUUUCGAGCCUAAUCGCUUUCCGUCUCUUCAAUUCGACCUGGCCGAGUUGAUGUCUGAAAAGCAACAUUCUGGCUCGGAUAACAACAGUUUCCUGUAUCAGACUGGCCGUCCUUCGUUGAGCCCCUUUCAACGAGCAACAAGUCGCGGUAGCGGAGCCGGCAGUGGCAGUGGUAGCGGUGGCAGCGGGAGCGGCAGUGGAAGUGGCAGUCCCAAGUCUGCGCGCGAUUGA